Messenger RNA from Theileria orientalis strain Shintoku, 4344 nucleotides. RefSeq lists its product as hypothetical. Lineage: Eukaryota; Apicomplexa; Aconoidasida; Piroplasmida; Theileriidae. The transcript has 2 exons. The record is from RefSeq and is a predicted model, not a curated record. Bases 1 to 4344 code for a protein of 1447 amino acids.
AUGAAAACUGUUUACACAUUCUUUUCAUAUUUAUUUUUUAGGUUUUUUAUUCAAAAGACUAUCUGUUUAGAAUUAAAUAUUGGUAAAAUCACAGACUAUUCCAGCGGAUCUAGUAAAGUUACCGUAAAAAAAACGACAGAAUUACAAAAUUUAUACACACAUAAAUUUUCCAAUCCAGUUUUAUUAAAAAACAUAUAUAAUGGAAAGGAAAAAAUUUACUUUGACCCUUUGUUGGUGGAGGACCAGCUGCUGCUGUCAGCAUCUGUCGUAUGGUCGUUUGAAACUCCUUCCAUUAUCCAAUUAAAUUUGGAACAAUCUUCUGUAUUACUUAUAAAUGAAAAAGAAUCAUUGGAUGUUCAGGCUAUUUUUUCUAAAAAAUUAGUUACAAACAUAAAGCCCAGAAUCCAUUCAGAUAUUGAUGCAAUUGUUGAUAUAAAUUUGUCUAAUAUUGCUGAUUAUAACAGUAAUAAUUCUAAAGUUUAUGUUACAAAUCUAAAAUUUUCAGAAGAUAGGUUUAAAAGGUACACAGUAAGAAAUUAUAACUUGGAGUCAACAAGAUUAGGUAAAAUAUUGUAUAAUAAUACAGAAUUGAAAACUAAAUUUGAAAAUGAUCUUGAAAGGUCUACUGAGUCAAAUUUGGACAUUCCAUACAAAAACAAUGUAUAUUCAAUACAGGUUUAUGCAUAUAACAAUUUUCCUCUUUUAAUAGAAUUUUUGUACACAUUUAACAAAAGACAAUUUUAUGGCUACACACCUGAGGAAAAAUGGCAUCAUGUGUAUUUUCCAGCUUUUCACGAUCCUUCCUUUUUAGAUUUUUUGUAUAAUAAACUCAAUUAUUAUGCUUGCAAGAAUGGAUUCAAAUAUACUAUAGACAUCAAUCAGAAAACAGAUACUAGUGAUCGUUCCUAUCAAAUAGAUAAUUAUUGUAUAGGAUCAGAAGGGGUAGAAACAGUUGUAAAUAAUUUAAAACUACCAUUUUAUAUAGAUGAAGAGUAUAAAAACGGUGUGUAUAGGUGCUUUGAACACACUCCAUCCAAUGAUAAUAAAUUUUUUAUAGACCAUUUAAUGGUCGGUACCUCAUUAUUAAAACUUCCUAAUACACCUAACGUUAUCAAAUGCAGUCGAGUCUAUUAUCAGUUAAAUUUAAGCCCAUAUUUGAUUGUUUUAGUUGACAAUUCUGAUGAAUUGUAUUACUAUAUAUAUGAAAACGGGGUAUGGAAGGAGCAUAAGAAAGAAAAAAAUGUCCAAUUUGAUGAAAGAUUCAAUGACAAUAUCAGAACAAUACUUGAUAAGAUUGUACCUACUGUUCAAGUUAGUGACGGAACCAUCGUGGUACUAACCGAUUAUAAAAAAUCGUAUGAUAAGGAGCAGAUAAAUAAAGUAAUAAAACAUAGUUUAUCAUCUACUGACUUGUUCGAUAAUAGUAUAACCGUAACAGAAACCACUCAAGAUAAAGGUUCCUGUCUAACUAAAGCAGGUUACAGGGUUUAUAUGCACGAUCUCUCAGGUGCCGACAAAUUUUCCUCUCAAUUAUCAGAGGGUUCAAGAUAUUAUUUCCUUUUAUAUGUAAAUAACACCAAGAUAAAUCUCUAUCAGAGUACAAAUGUAGACAAACAGUCUUCACGUUUAGUUUACCAAAAACAGAAUAACUUUUAUGUGUAUUAUUAUCGAGAAUAUUCUAAGGCACUAUUAAUUUGUCACAAUGGCUCGUCAUACAGACCAUAUGACUUGGAACAAUACAGUAAGAAAUGGAUUCAUGUAAAGGAAAUUAGUGACUGUUGUUGCAAAAGUGGCGAUAAUGAGGUAAACAAUAAGGCUCUAUCAAAUGCUUUGCUUAAUGUAAUAGAAUUAUUUAACCUUGUGAAUCCAUAUGAACAGGCUCGUGUUACAAAAGAGUACGAAAAUUCUUCUUUGUUUUUUGAAUAUACACAUGGAGGAUCAAACUAUAAAGAUACAUAUACUAUCGAGGUCUGCAAAAAGUUAGAUUGCAGUAAAAUCUUAAAGCUCACGAAUGACGCUAACGAUUCUAAAAGUCCUUUCGAUCGAGCUCUUGUAUAUUUCAACAGAUAUGAUACUAAACACGAAAAUCCACUGAUAAUUUUAUUACAUUUCAGAAACUCUGAUGCCACUAGAUAUUAUGAACCCUCAGAAAUUCAUGGCAGUUCAGAUGCUGAUAGUUCUAAGCCGAUAGUAGAAUUAACCAAGUACAAAAAUGAAUCAGAUUUUGCUAAUACACUGCUAGAGAAAAAUGAUACCUUUUACAAUACCAUAACAUAUCAAAUAGACAAAAAAGAUAAUAGUUACAACGAUAAAAGGGUUAUUGUGGUAGAUAAUACAAGUACUGUAGUAAAACUUAGUGACAAUGGGUUUACGAAGUUUGUUCACUCUCCUACUUCCGGUAAUACGGACAAAAAAUGUUUCAUUUUACACAGAUCCAACAUACUAAAAACAUGGAACAAUAGUAAUAAAACCUUUGAACCAUUAGAUAAGCUACAAAAUAUUGUCUAUAAAAGUGUAAGUGUAUACUAUAGUAUUAAUUUGGAUAUGCCGCUGUUAAUAAGUUUUUUAAAGCCGGAUGGCCAAAAUGAGUAUUAUUUCUUGGGAAAACAAGGAACUAUGACUUAUUGGAAUCAACUAGAUAUUAUUAAUUAUCAAAAAUUAUUAGUAGAAGCAAUUUUGAGAGGCGAUAAUAUGCACGAUAAACUUACUGAGAAUGAUAAUUCCAAGUUAUUAAAAUUAUUAAAACAAAUUGAAAGUUUGGCUUUAAAUACAGUGAUAGUACUAUUAGAUAAAAGAAACACCUACGAUAUUAAAGAAGUAGAACGCCGCUUGAAAAGCGCAUUUCGUAAACCCAAAAAUGUACAAGAGUUAAGCGAAAGUCAACCUGAUUCUAUAGUUGUCAAGCGCCAAGACAACUCUAAAUUAAAGUCACUAAAUUUCGAAUGUUUCAUACAGACAAUUAUCCCUAAAGGAGUACUUGAUAAUGUUGAUUUAAGAAUAAUGGUACCAACAGAUGAUGACAAAUAUAGUAAUAUUAUACUGUACAAGUCUGAAACUAAAGUUCCUUAUAGGAGUAAAAUAAUAUUUGAUUUAAAUCAACGAGAAAAUGAUACCUUUUAUGAUGCAGAAAAACAUUAUGUGUUUGUGACCAGAAAAGAAUUUACAAAUCCUCCAUAUUUUCGCUACUCCCACACCUGCUCUUCAUGUGGAAAUUUGUCUGACGGUGAAUUUACUAUUAAAUUUAAAGGCCUUAGCGUUAAUUUCAAUAAUACUCUGCCUGAAACGACACAAAAAAGAAUCGAUGUUUACUUCCGCAAAGACCAUCCUGAUAAAUUUUCUAAGGUGGUAUUUCAUACACCUGAAGGUUACAAUCCAAGGUACUUUGGAUAUUCAGACUUUAUCCAAUAUCACAAAAACAAUAAGCUAGUACAAUUGUCACUAUUGCUUGAAUUUAACCACGAUUACACUGACAAUAUAACUCCAGAGUUUAGAGAUGUUUUAGAACUCGAAUUACCCAAGUUGCAAAGAAUUAGUUACUCAAAUACAGACGAUUUAUUAUACAAAGAAAAUGAAACUGAUUUAUACGUAUAUUUUCACCUUAAUUUUAAAGCUCCACUGAUGCUUUGUUACGACAAUAAAGCAUACAUUCCUUGGAACAAAAACACAUAUAAUACCGAGUGGAUACAAGUUAGCUCAAUUAAAGGGUGCAAAUGCGAAGGAGAAAACGAGAAACCAAUAUUGAACGCAGUAGCAUAUGUUUAUGGAUCAUUGAAUCUAGCCGAGUAUAAAACUCAAGGCAUUCCGAGUGUAGAAACCGAUAGAAGAACAAACGCGACCAUGCCACUUAAGCUAUACAUACUGUCAACUAUGAAUGCGAAAAGGGCAAUUAGCACUAUCUACAACGAUAAUACUCUUAGAGAAAUUACGCAAUAUCCAGAACGUGAAAUUGACAUCUAUUACUACACCUCUGCCUACGAGUAUGUGGAAUACUCUGGAGAUCUAUACUCGAAUUUAACUAUAGCUACAAUAAACAAUGAAGGACUGAGCCUAGUUAAAUACUAUGGAAUCAACAUUAUGUCGUUUACUGACGGAAUUUUCGUUCACCUAAUCGAGUACUUUUAUAAUCCCGCAACGUACGACAUAAUGGUAAAUUUAUACACAAACACACUUUUCAUUUACACGUUCAAAAGUAAUUAUUACAACUACUACGAUCCGUUCACCUUUGUUGGAAUUAGCAAAAUUAAGGCUUUCGAACAUAGCGAACUGAUUGACGCAUAUUUUGAUAAAGUCAGGGACCUCAACAGAACAAACUUCUUUGUAAGUUACGCUUUUAACGUUGAAUGA